AUCAUUUCAAUAGAGCGCGGCGGCCUUUGCUGAGCUGAGGAAACCAAGUUCGCCUGCCAUUAGUACCGAUACACGGGACAUGCUGAAAUGAGUCAACCGGAGCCUGAGCCGGUACCAGAACCAGAGCCAACGGGUGCAGCCGAGCCAUGGAGUAACUCAUCCCUGGGCGAUUUUUACCCGGAGUGGGGAUGGAAUGUAACCGGCGAGGGGGAACCCGAACCGGAGGCUGAGCCCAGCUUCGGGCCGUGUGUUCAGGGGGUGCUGGUGGCGCUGGCCGUGCUGAUCAUCGUGGUCGGAUCUGUUGGCAACUCCCUGGUCAUUAUUGUAAUUGGGAAGAUGCGGGCAGGUCGGACAGUGACCGAGGUUUUCUUGACUUCCUUGGCCGUGGCGGAUCUCCUCGUUUGCAUGGUCUGUUCACCUCUACUCGUAGUCGGUAUCCUGGUGCACUCCGGUCACACCGGCGUCUCCUAUCGCGUGGAGCAAUUCCUCUUUUACUUCUCCUCCGUUGCCUCCAUCUUCAACCUGACAGCCAUCGCCUUGGAUCGCUACGACGCCGUGCUGCAUCCCAUGUCCCGGAGACUCACCCUCCAGCGAUGCAGGCCCGUCCUGGUGCUCAUCUGGGCUCUGUCUGCCGCCGUAGCUGUCGUCAUCUAUUUCAUGCCUAGUGAGUACGAGUUCAUCGUCUUGGCAAUCUGCUUCGCAUUCCCCUUCGCUGCUAUGGUGAUCAGCUACGCGCGCAUCCUUAGCGCCGCCAAGGCAGCUGAACGCAGAGCGGCUGGCAACAAAGAAUCAUCGAGGACCAAUACCAGCAAGACGGACAAGACAGUCAAGAUGGUGAUCAUCGUAGUGGUGGUGUUUGCCGUGUCUUGGAUCCCGAGUUUGAUCAGCAGGUUGCUCAAGUACGUGGUUCAGAUGACACCGGAGGAACUCAGCGUUAUGGAGGUCACCGCGUGUCUCAUCGCCUACGGCGGCAGCGCCCUCAACUUCCUGGUCUACGCUUUCAUGAGUCGACGGUUCAAGAUCGGCAUGUCGCAGCUCUUCAGAUGUCAUCGUUUCAUCCGGAAAGUCAACCCGGCUGAUGACGACAUCGGUAAAACCCGCAUGAAUUCGGCGAUGAUGGUGACAGUGCAGAACGCCAACACGACAAAACCCAUUGCGGCAAUUGACGAAAAGCAAAUAUACCAACUCGACUGAAGACAAGGCGCCAAAUGGUUUCCAAAUGGUCUCGGAAACAGACUGCAGCGAAAAACAUCGGAAUCGACGCUGAACGAGAAUCGAUUAUUAUAAAUCGAGACAUCAAGAAACCGAAAACUGAAAUAAGCAGAAAGUAACAGAAAUAACAUGACUGACUUGUAAAUAAAAAAAGGUAUAGCCGCUGUCAUACUAUACUGAGUUAUUAUAUCCAUUUGCAUUUCACUAUAAGCCUACGUUGCAAACUGUGUAAAUAUCAAUUAUGAAAGGAAUUGGAAGUAGGACGAAAUAAUUAGAUACAAACUUCUCCGAAGCUGACAGCCCCCUUUAGAAAAACAAACACAUUUCUAGUUUCACACUGACAAUAGAUGACCUAUAUAGUUAAUGGGAAACUCGUGACCAAUUCGUUUUCAUGUCUCUGCUCAUGCACUUAAAUGUCAGUCUGAGCCAUCGUGCGAACAUUUCAAGAGGUCUAAUUGCAAAUGGCUAAACAAACUUGCGGGAAGUGCCACGCGAGCUUUUAACGGACACGAUUGCCGUAUCGAGAAUAAACAGAACUAUAUUGAUUCCAUGCAUCAAAGUCAAACUGAUGUAGAGCGAAACACCAAGAUCCGCUACAAAUACAACGGGACAGCUUUCACCCGAAAGUGUUCAGCUAAAAGGUGUCAUAUAACUUAUUAGUGUAUGCCGCCUAUACGUAAAGGUAUAGACAGGUCCGUGUGGGCUCAAAAUAAUCCAUUUCAAGGAAACUGAAUAAGAUGUCCAAAUGUUGGUGCACGUAUUUAGAUAGGUCACACUGAUAAUAGCUAUCAUCUUAUGGGUAAAUAACAGUUAAAAAUCUACAACCAAUUUAGGCGCUGAAAUCAUGGAGUCCCAAAAUACCUUUGACAGAGGUAGUUCGCACUAUCUAUGGACUUUCGUUGUACAAGUAUAAAAAUGUUGCUAGUGAGUGUAGGUUUUCCGUAACAAAAUGGCAAACAACUUCCAUUCAGUAACUAUAUAGGUAGUCAAGUAAUUUAACAAGCUUACAUAUAUUUUUUUCAUGUAAGUUAACGCUUUAUUAAAAUACAUAUCAGAAUUAUGUAAAUUGGUAUAUUUCCAAAUUUAUGAGAUCUAGCACUACUGUUUCGAGGCACAAGCCAUAUCAGAGAUUGUGUAGUCUUCUUAAAAAGAGAUUAAAAACUGAGAUUAAACAGUGAGAUGUCCGAGUAUAAUUGA
Molecule: messenger RNA, 2409 nt
Organism: Patiria miniata (bat star)
Lineage: Eukaryota; Metazoa; Echinodermata; Asteroidea; Valvatida; Asterinidae
Product: galanin receptor type 1-like
Exons: 3
Coding region: 88-1194 (368 amino acids)
Biological process (GO): G protein-coupled receptor signaling pathway
Cellular component (GO): membrane
Molecular function (GO): G protein-coupled peptide receptor activity
Source: RefSeq, a predicted model, not a curated record